AUGAUCUGCAGAGCCGCAGCAGCCACCGUACUGCGAGAUAGAAACUUCUUUCUCAGCCUAAUCACCAAGGCUGCGAACCUCUCUCAACUCAACCAAACUCACGCUCAAUUGAUACUCAACGGCCUUGGCAACGACCUAAUAGCCGUAACGAAGCUAACCCAGAGGUUCUCUGAUCUCAAUGCCAUAGCCCAUGCCAAGCUCAUCUUCAACGCCUUCAAUUGCGUCAGCCCUCCUGAUCUAUUUCUUUACAAUGUUGUCCUCAGGGGGUUCUCUCAGAACAACUCGCCCUUUGAUUCUCUCUCCAUGUACCUCCACCUUCGCGGGAAAACGAAACUUAAACCGGAUAAUUUCACGUACGCGUUCGUUGUUUCGGGUGUUUCUUCAUCUGGGUAUGAGAAGUUUGGGGGAUUGCUCCAUGGGCAUGCAAUCGUUUCUGGGUAUGGCUCAGAUUUGUUUGUUGGUUCUGCUUUGGUGGACAUGUAUAUGAAUUUCGAGAGAAUUGGUCAUGCGUGCAAGGUGUUUGAUGGAAUUACUGGUCCGGAUACUGUGGUUUGGAACACCAUGGUCUCUGGGCUGGCGAGGAAUUGUUGUUUUGAUGACGCAGUUCGGGUUUUCCGCAAUAUGGUUGUGAGUGGGACUCCAUUUGAUUCUACGACGUUGUCUGUAGUUCUUACAGCUGUGGCUGAGCUGCAGGCGUUGAGACUGGGGAUGAUGGUUCAUUGCCUUGCUGUAAAGGCUGGGUAUCAUUUUCAUGAUUAUGUGAUUACAGGGUUGAUAUCAGCCUAUUCAAAAUGUGGGGAUGUUAAAACUGCAGAGAUGUUGUUUGAACAUAUUAGAAAACCAGAUUUGAUUGCAUAUAAUGCAAUGAUUGCUGGGUUUUCCUGUAACAAUGAGAUUGAAUCUUCGGUGAGGCUAUUCAAUAAAUUGCUUGUUUCAGAGCAGAAAGUUAAAUCUAGCACUAUUGUUGGUUUGAUUCCAGUGUAUUUUCCAUUUGGUCAUCUAGAUCUUACUUGUUCAAUACAUGGUCUUUGUGUGAAAACAGGGAUGAUUACAAAUCCAUCAGUUUCUACUGCACUGACUACGGUUUAUAGUCGCCUGAAUGAAAUCGAAUCAGCUAGGCAGCUGUUUAAUGAAUCCCCAGAGAAAAGUUUGGCUUCUUGGAAUGCUAUGAUAUCGGGAUAUACACAAAAUGGUCUGACAGAAAUGGCAAUUUCUCUCUUUCUUGAAAUGCAAAAGUUAGAUAUCCAUCCCAAUCCUGUCACAAUCACAAGUAUACUUUCAGCUUGUGCUCAACUUGGAGCUCUAAGCAUUGGAAAAUGGGUCCAUGAAUUGAUAAACAAGGAGAAUUUUGAGUCCAACAUUUAUGUUCUAACUGCUUUAGUUGACAUGUAUGCAAAGUGUGGAAGCAUUGACAAGGCUCGGCAAUUAUUUGAUGCUAUGCUGGAGAAAAAUGUAGUCACUUGGAAUGCCAUGAUUUCUGGUUACGGCCUACAUGGAUAUGGCCGUGAAUCAUUAAUGCUCUUUGAUAAAAUGCUUGGUUCUGGAGUUCACCCAACCGGAGUUACUUUUCUUUCUCUACUUUAUGCUUGCAGUCAUACUGGUUUGGUAGUAGAAGGUGAGAAUGUUUUCUAUUCCAUGGUUCAUAAUCAUGGCAUUAAGCCCCUGUCUGAACAUUAUGCUUGCAUGGUAGACCUCUUGGGCCGAGCUGGGAAACUAGAAAAGGCCCUGGACUUCAUAAACAAGAUGCCUGUGGAGCCUGGUCCAGCAGAAUGGGGUGCUCUGUUAGCUGCUUGCAUGAUCCACAAGGACUCUAAUCUUGCUCACUUGGCCUCUGAAAAGUUGUUUGAAUUGGACACUGAGAAUGUUGGGUACUAUGUACUUCUAUCAAAUAUAUAUUCUGCAGACCGCAACUAUCCUCAGGCUGCUUCAGUAAGGCAAAUGGUUAAAAAGAGAAAGCUAGCUAAGAUCCCUGGAUGUACUCUAAUUGAAGUUGAUGGCCACCCAUAUGUCUUUAAAUCUAGUGACCAAUCACACCCUCAAUCUUCUGCCAUUUAUGCAAAGCUCGAGGAAUUGAUGGAAAAGAUGAGGGAGGCUGGAUUUCAGGCAGAGACCAGCAUAGCAUUGCAUGAUGUGGAAGAGGAGGAAAAGGAGUUAAUGGUUAAAGUUCAUAGUGAGAAGCUAGCCAUUUCGUUUGGGCUUAUAACUUCUGAACCAGGAACUGAGAUCAGGAUCAUCAAGAACUUAAGGGUCUGCAUUGAUUGCCAUAAUUUCACUAAAUUUAUUUCCAAGAUCACUGAGAGAGUUAUUGUCGUGAGGGAUGCCAAUAGGUUUCAUCAUUUCAAAGAUGGAACAUGUUCGUGUGGAGAUUAUUGGUGAAAGAGUCUUUCUCUCUUUUAAACUCUAGAGGAUUGGAAUCUGCAGAUGUUCAUACCAUUGACGAUUUUGAUAUUAGAGGAAUUGAGAUUCAAGCCAUCUUAAAAUGCUAUGACCCUGCUUUAUUUCCUGGUUAUCUGCAAUAUACUUUGCUAAAUUCUUUUGUUCCAUGUGACCAUGUUUUGGAUAGGAUAAAUGUUAGACCAACUGACCAAAGUUUGUGGAAUUCUUAUUUGUCAUACUCUAGUGUGGUACUAGUGAUCAGUUGUUUCUAAACUAGCUUAUAGAUUUCAGUAACUACUUCCAUUUUUUGGUAGAACGGAUUCAUCUUAUUGUAUGGUGUCUAAAUGUUUAGUUCCAAAAAACCAACUGAAAGAAAUAUCAGUCAAAUUUCUAUCAA
Ipomoea nil (Japanese morning glory) is the source of this 2773-nucleotide messenger RNA. RefSeq names its product pentatricopeptide repeat-containing protein At4g30700. Gene Ontology annotation, biological process: RNA modification. The record is from RefSeq and is a predicted model, not a curated record. Gene Ontology annotation, molecular function: zinc ion binding; RNA binding; protein binding. The transcript is spliced from 2 exons. Bases 1 to 2376 code for a protein of 791 amino acids. NCBI's taxonomy places the organism in Eukaryota, Viridiplantae, Streptophyta, Magnoliopsida, Solanales, Convolvulaceae.